UGAAGAUCAAGCCACUUGAAAAUAAUCAGUAAGUGGAAUCGUGAGAACAAUGGAAGAUGCAGUCUCGUUGCUUGUCUCCUCUCCGUCUACGGGGAUCUCAAAGAGGACUUUGGAGGAGUCUAAUCAGGAUAAUAUUAUUGUGGAUGUACAAAAUCUAUUUAUCAUGGAUGGCGAAAACUAUGACGGUGGAUGUGGCUCUAAUCGUGUCUCUGGUUCGCCUUAUGUUAAUAGGACAAUACCCAGUGUCAGAUUACCCGGCACAACGCAUUAUCCGCUUCCAGUUCUCAUGGAAGAGAAGAAUAUUGCAAAAUAUGAAAGGAUUGUUGCUCUCAGCAAAAUGUCUCUUAAUUUUUACGAGAAAAAUCAUCCAGGAGAGCGGUAUGAGUUUGACAGUCUGAAGGAUGUGAAGAGUAUGCCUAUUUGUGGCCUAACAUAUUUCAUCAUCUUUUUGGCACAAAACUUGAGGGUAGAUGGUAGGCCUUCAGGAACAUUUAAAGCCCGAGUAAACUUGCUUAUGAAGGACAUCAAAGUGCUGGAAUGCAAGCUCAUAAAUUAAUUAGAUUGGUUAUGUAGUACAUACUAGCUGUGUAUGGAGUAUUUUCAUGUUUUAGUGGUUACUAAUAGUAUAUAUAUUUAUGCGGCACUUUGAAGUGAAGAACUGGCUUCAAUAUAAGCUAACUGGCUUGGGUACUGUUUGGGGCCUUUGGCUUCUAUUAAUGAGUAAUGACAUACUCCCU
Molecule: messenger RNA, 737 nt
Organism: Cuscuta epithymum
Lineage: Eukaryota; Viridiplantae; Streptophyta; Magnoliopsida; Solanales; Convolvulaceae
Source: the annotation of a GenBank genome assembly